Molecule: messenger RNA, 11667 nt
Organism: Cyphomyrmex costatus
Lineage: Eukaryota; Metazoa; Arthropoda; Insecta; Hymenoptera; Formicidae
Exons: 16
Coding region: 1-11655 (3884 amino acids)
Source: RefSeq, a predicted model, not a curated record
AUGAUAAAUAAGAACAAUAAACAGUCAUUAUUUGGGAAUCAAAUCGACAGCUUUCCGCAAAAUAAAAAAGUUUUAAACAAUUUAAAGCAAAUCAAGCGAAAUCUGCGAAAAAGGAAAAAAUAUGCAAAAAAUUCGAUUAACAAGAUUGUACAUCGUUGGAAUAAUUACGUGGAUGAUAAUAAUAUCAAUGAGGAGGAUAUCUCAUUGAAUGUUGCGAGAUUUCCGAUUUGGCGAGUUUCGGAAUCAACAAUUGCCUUAAUAAAUUUGGAUUCUACAACAAAUCCGUCAAUCAUGGAAACAAAGAUAAUCAAUCGAUUGUUGCUCGUGCUUGAGAGGCCGCCAUUGCAAUUAAAAAAUCGCUCUGUGGAUGAAGCUACAUUUCCUAUCGCUAGGCAACAUUCAAAUUCGCAGAGAUUACUUGAUGUGAAUGCUUCUGAGAAAAAUCUAAUACUUUCCAGAAUCGCAAGUCCGAAAUCCAAAGUUACGAUCAACAUACAAAAUGCUUUUGAAGGAUUAAAUAGUUCUAACAAGAGAUAUUUAUUAGUACCGAUUUCUAAGAAUUUGUACAUUUUAAAGAACGUUCAAGAGAGUUUUCGAACAGCUGUAGAUGGAAUAAUUAUACCUAAGCGAUAUAAAUUGUUAGAAAAAGAUAAGGACAACGUAACAUCGGCAAUCCUAUCGUUCAAGGCACAUAUGCAUCACGAUGUAAAAGAUGUAGGUAGAAUGUAUCUUCAAAGAAAUAAUCUUCAUUUAUUUGAUCACACACACAACAUGCAUUAUUUAUAUUCUACUCUUGAGACUCGCGUUUCCGAAGAAAAUGAAAAUUCUACACCGGAGAAUCCGGUGUCGCCGUCUUAUCCUAACUUCUUGUAUCCGGGUAUUGCUUUUCAGACUGAUCCCAAUUUAACUGACAUUAUUUCUAAACUUUCCGAAGAACAAGUUGUUACUCCUAUUACGGAUUAUGAAAAUAUUACCUUAGUGGAUAUUAACUUGCGUGAUGGAAUCAAUUUUUACGAUUUUUCGGCAUUUUCAUCAACUUCUUCAUUCGAUAUUUUUAAUUACGACGUAUCGUCGAAAGAAAACGCAAAUUACAGCCAACUGAGUAUGUUAUCUGCAGCAAGAUUAAAUAAGAUAAAUCAGAUUCGACAAAAUAGCGGAAAUUACAGAAACACUUUAGGAUACAACGAGUUUAAUGUCAAAUUGGCAACUACGGAUUUUCGAGAUACUUUUGAUAUGCCCGAUGAUCACAUAUACAGGCCAGCUACUUUAGAAGAUGUUAAAAUGGAUUUAAUUAAUAAUAAAAAAAUAUGUGACACGUCACAAAGUCGAGAAGAUGAUUCGAAAUUUUUAACGGAAAGCAACGGAGAUAAAUCUAUACCAGACUUUAUAGAUAACAUUUCGGCGCAAUAUAAUGCUACUUUUGACGCGUCUAUAAAUUUAGAUAAUACUUUCUUUUCAAAUAUCACUAAUAACUUUGUUAAUAAUACCACUUUAAAUAGCCAAGAUACAGAUAAAAAUAAUCAGGAAUACGAAACCUCAACUUCAAGCGAAUAUUACAAUAAAAUGUUAACAUAUUCUAAUAAUUUUUAUUACAAUAAUAAAUCUAUCGAUGAGAUGUUGUUCACUAAUUAUACUACUAAAGUGAAUUCGUUUCUUAAUGCAGAAAAUUAUGUGAUAUCUGCGCCAUUACUUUUAAAUACUGAUGAAUGGCCAUUAAAGGAAGCGCCUAAUGCAGAAAAUUCAAAUGCUUUACUAAUGGCAAUUAAACCAUUGUCCUCAGAGUUACAAAAGUUGCUAAGCGCAAUUCAGUUAGUUAAUCAAAGUAUUAGCGACGUGCAAAGUAGACUGUGCGAUAAAAAAAAAAUCAAAUUAGCGAGGAUCGAGCGAGAGAGUAAAAAUAGAAACACCACAAAUAUUGCUAAACUAGUUGAUAAAGUAGAUUAUUACAAUUCUGAUUUCUCUACAAAAUGUUUUGAUAAUCAAUCUUUGAACAAGAAACGUAUUGCAAACAAAGGUAAAAAUAAAGGUAAAAAUGUUGCAGAACGCGAUGUAAAAAUUAGAAAAACAAUUAUCUUUUUAAAUAAAUCGACUGCACCGUUUUAUAAGCACAAAAGCUCGAUUAGUGAUUCUGAAGUACAGAGCGGUCACAGAAACUUCUUCAAAAAUAAAAAAUUAAGAGAGAGAGAGUUUUCCAAAUCAAGCGACCAAUUGCUCCAUUCGAGAUUUAAUAGAAAUUUAAAGUCUCUCUCUGUGAUGAAAAAUUACGAAACACGAAUAAAGCCAAUCCGAAAGCUUAUCGGAUUGAAAAACAUAAAACGUACAACAACGCCAAUUUUAAGAUUGUCGCGUUUGAUUAAAAAUAACAUAUUGAACAUAAAUUUUGCAGACGGCAGACAAAAUCAUCAAGAGAAUGAUCAAAUAAGUAGAUCGAUAAUUUCACUAUAUAAUACAUCCUCUUUGGCAAUGUCGAAUAAAAUGUCUAAUUUUGGUAAAGAAAAAAAAUUUCAUCCCACUGAUCCACAAUUCUAUAAGGAAGCGACAGCUUAUCUCGAUAUACUUGGGUUACUGGGUAAAACUAGGAAUCCUCACGUAAAAUAUGCGACUGAUGUAUGGACCACUCAGAAACUAACGGAAUUGUUGCCAUCGCUAAUUUUUACAAGUACAGAAUUUUUUGUACCUACCUUAACAUUUUUGCCAUAUUUUACCGAGGCACCGAGAAUUACAACUUCUAGUAAGAUUGCAGAAAAGAAAAAAAUUUUCGAGGUAACCGAAUCAUCUUUAUAUGAAUACGUAACAGUUACUGAUGUAACUUUUAAAAUAACAAUGUCGACUAUGCUGCCACUACUUUAUAUGACAGAAUUAACAAUUUUUUUAAUGGAAGAAGCUGCAAUAUCAACCACUGAUUUAACUAUGACAUCAGUUGUUGCGAUUACUAUUGAAGUAACUGAAAUUCCCAUCACAGUUUCUAUAAUAGAAAAUUUUACAACCGAAUCUGUUAUUCUAUUAACUCCAUUUUUAGAAGGUAUGACGGAUAUUACUUUAAAGAUUAUGAUUCCUGUAGCUACUAAAACUUCAAUCGAAAAGAUAUCCAUGUUAAUUGCUGUAACCGUGGCUACCGAGAAAAAAAGUAUAGAAACUACAUCGACAGGUCUAGCUACGAAAAUAACGCAAAGUUCAUUUAUUGAAACAAAUAUAUCAUUAUACACAUUCUCAACUGUAUCAUUAUUUGGGACUACACAAACAGAACUAAUGAUUAAAACUACAACUUCUACCAUAUCAAUUUCAACAUUUCUAGCAAUUACAAAAGCUCCUCAAAUUGCAACAUUAGAAUCUACUUCUGGCGAAAGUAUAAUUUUGUAUAAAACUGAAAGUACUACUGCAAUCGCAAGUUCGCCUAUAGCUUUAGAACGAACCGAAACGAUUUUAAGUACAGAAAUUGCAGUAACAACUUUAAUACCGGAGGACGAAAGCCCAGUGUCACAAAUUGAGAAAACCAUAACUGCAGAAGAAACAGCUACAGAAAUUUCAACGUCUAUCGAAACUACAACGCCUACUAAAACUACAAUAAUAACUACUACUGAAAUUUUAACUACUAAAGAAAUUUUAACUCUUGAAACUUCAAUUAUUGAAGGGACUACAAGUACCAAAACUUCAACGCCCAGUAAGACUCUAACGUCUCUUAAAACUAAAACAAUCGAAAUUCCGACAACUGUCCAAACUUCGCCAAUUACUGAGAUUUUAACUAUAGAAACUGCUAUUACCGAAAUUCUACCGAUUAAUAAAACUGUGCUAAUUGAGGAAACACCAACAACUAUCGAAACUUGGACAACUAGUAAGACACUAACGACUAGUAUAAUUCCAACGACUAUAGCUACAAUAACAAUGGAAACUUUAACAUCUACUGAAAUUUGGACAACUCACAAAAUUCCAAUUAUUAAAGAAACUACAGGUGUCAAAAUUUUAACGCCUACUGAAACUCUAAUGCCUACUGAAAUUAAGACAACUUCCGAAACUUCGAUAAUUAUUGAGAUUUCAACAUUUAUAGAAACUGCAACAAUCACUAAAAUUCUAAUGAUUACUGAAACUACAAAAACAACGUUUAUCGAAAUUCCAACAACCAGCGAGAUAUCAACGACUAGUACAAUUCCAAUGAUUACAGAAACUACAGCCAUUACAGAAGUUUUAACACCUACUAAAAUUAGAGUAACUACUAAAAUUCCUACGAUUAAAAAGAUUGUAAAUACUAAAAGUUUAACGCCAACAAUUAUGGAAACUUCAUCAAAUACCGAAACUCAAAUGGUUACCGAAAUUUUCACAAUUACCGAAAAUUUAGAAUCAACAGAAAUUACAGUAAUUUCGACUACGUCUAUUACAACUGUGUUUUUUACAACGACAGAAAAUACUACAUCACUCGUGGCAACGUCCUCGAAAGAAUUUUUUCCUAUAUCAAUUUUGACUACUUCGACUACAAUUUUUACUACGGAAACAGCUGAGAGCAUUUUAAUUUCUUCGACAACACCUGUUAUAAAGCCACUACAAAUGUUAAUUACAAAUACGACGCUAAGUGAAACGCUGUAUACUACGAUUACUAGCAUGUUUUUGACUACGACAAAAGGAAUUAUUACAACUUCUUCCAAAACUACAGUUCCAACUGCGCCAUUAAAAGUAACAACAACAAUGCCAAUAUCACUGGUUACAAGUACGAUGUCAAGUGAAAUACCGAAUACUACGACAGCAUCUUCAUUUGAGACAUUAUACACUAAAGCUAUAUUAUCAGUUUCUGUAACGGUGUUCACAGUCGAAACGUUCUUGACUAUAUCAUCCAGCUUGAUUGUGAACGCUACAGUCUCCAGUACAACUUCUAGUACAAUCACGACAGAAAUCCUCAAAAGUACAAUAUCUUUGCUCACAUAUUUAAUGGUAAUAACACCUAUCACUCAAAUUCCAAUCAAGUCUAUUAUAACUGAAACAACAACUUACGAGACUACGUCUACCCUAGUUACCUCACCUCUUUUAACAGAAAUUAUUAAAGAUACGACAUCUUACGUAAUAGAAUAUGAAGAAACUAAAGAAUCUGAAACAUAUUACUAUAAAACCAUAAAAGAAGAAGUAACGACAAUUACGAGUACAGCUGAACUAACGAAAGAACGUACAAUUUGGAUUACUGCGAAAGAAGUCACCAUCAUCAAACAAACAACACCAAUGACGUUUUGUAUCACAUCAUUUUUUGUCAAAACAACUACAGAAACAACUUCCCUCGUAACCGAAACGAUUACUUUAUCCAUAAUAACUGAAGAAAAUUUAUUGAUUGAAGAAGACGUGACUCCUGGAACAAUAAUCGAGGAAAUAUCGACAUUAUCGGAAGUUACAAUAACAUCCACUGAAACAAGUACAAUGUCAGCAAUAGAAACAUGUAUUAUGAAUACCAGUUUAGUACUCACAACAGCCGCGACAACUGCAUCAAUUUUUAAAGAAACUGCGACAGAAAUUACAGAGACAAGUUUAAUAACAACUACUACUACAACAACUACAUUGUUGCCAACUAUUGAAAAAUUGGAAUAUGCAACAAUUUUAGAAGCUGUAGUUACUGUGACGAUUGCUCCAUUUUCCGAAUUUAUUUUAUCAAUAAUAGUUACGUCUGUGACUACGCCGAAAAUUAUUUUUACAUUGCCAAAAACUGAAUCGGAAAAGUUUACGAUGUCAAUAACUGAAAGUCCAAUAACAUACGCUACACAAAGUUCUAUAUUAUUUAUCGAAACAACCAUCUAUCCCAUUAUUUCAAUAUUGACAGCAACUACUGAAGAAUCGCCAGAAGCUGAGACAGAAUGUUAUGUAGCAAAAGAACCAUUUUAUGAAGAGGAAAGAUAUGAAGAAUACGAUACUGAAAUACCGACUGACAGGUGGUAUUAUUAUGACGAUUACGAAACCAUGACAAAAGAAACAUCUGUGACAGAAAAAUAUACGAAAUUAUUUAAACAAAAGACAACCAGUCCGACUUUUACUCAAGGCACAACGAUAACUUUAUAUAAAAUAGAAACUUCAGAGUUUAUAAAAUAUCCAACACCUUCUGAAGCUGCGACUUACAUUAAUGUGACUUCAACUGCGGCUAUUUCAGGAAUAUCUUAUACAUAUAUCGAAAAAGUUACUUCAACUUCUACCUUAGAAACGUCUACAUCGACUACAGUUCAGAAGGUAACGACAGUUAAAGUAGAAAUUGAGUUCACAGCUUCCACUGCAAACAAACAGAUAGAAUCGACAAUGACAUGGCCAAUUUUUAGUUCUACUGAAGAAUACACUCUUCCUCUUUCAACAAUUUUCAAAAUUCCGACGGAACCACUUGAAUAUUUAACAAUUCCUCCCAAGUACACGGAUAUAGAACGGUUCACGCGAAUAUGGCAUAUUACCUCGCCAAAAUUCAUUACAAAGCCUAAAGAAAUUCUAAAGAUUGCAUUGAAAAAGACUACGACUCCAGAACAAGUUUCAGAGACUGAGGUUGCCGAGGAAAAGUUAACUUCUUUUUUCAUCUUAUCAACGCUAACGACGUUACCAGAAAGGGAAGUUAUUGAAAUGCACGUAACAACCAUGAGUAUUGCAUCUUUUGAAAUGAAAGAUAUUAUCGAAACCGCUUAUAAAAUCUGCACUUCAGCGAUGACGGAAAAAGAAACUAUUCCGAGUGUAACACCAAUUAUCACAUCCGAAGCUGAAAUUGAACUUGUAUUUACUACGAUAAGCAAAACUGUUGAACGAGAACAGAAAGAACAGUUACUACAGAGACUUGAGAAUCUCAAAGAGCAUGAGAGAAAGAUAACGGAGAGAGAAGAAAGGCUGAAGGAAAGAGAAAGACAAUGGAACAUAGAAAAAGAAAAACGCAAAAAAAUAAUGCAACCUGAGAAACAGAGAGAUAAGAAUAUUACAAUAAUAACGGGUAUAACCGAAAGCUAUGCUACAACAGCUGCUAUCAGUAUCUUGAUUACAUCUCCUAUCUAUACUAUUGGUACAAAAAAUUUAACUGUGUCGACUACAGAAAUUGAAAUUACAUCCCCUGAUUUCGAGACAUCUACUACUAUGUUAAGUUUAAUCGAAAUUACUACGGUUCCAACAGAAACAAUUCUAUUUAGUAUCACAGAAGAAAUCACAUUCGAGACAUAUACUACGGAAAAGACGGAGGAAGCAACUACAGCAGGAAGUACAUUUGUGACAUAUACUACAAAAGAAACAGUUACAUCUUACACUAUAGAGAAAAGCACAUCUAUCACACACAUUACAAACGAGAUGGAGGAAGUGCAAAUUACAGAUUAUAUAACUUUAACGCCGUAUGUUACUACGAUAUCUAUCAUUGAUUUAUAUAAUACCGGUUCAACGUCAAUUGAAAGUACAAUUCUGUGUACUAUUAAAGAAAUGUAUACUGCAAGUUAUGUAUUUGAAAUGACUCCAUUCAGUACAACAGAGGAAAUCAUAUCUGUGACGUAUACUACAGAGAAGAUAGAGGAAGUAAUAGAAAAAAUUACAUUUACGCCAUACGCUAUCGAAGAAAUAAAGGAAGCAAUUACGCCUUACAUUACGGAAAAAAGCAUGUCUAUUACAUAUCUUACAGAAGAGAUAGAGGAAGUGCAAUUUACGGAUUAUGUAACCUUUACGCUACAUAUCACUACAUCUGUUAUGGAUUCAUAUAGUGUCGACUUAGUUGCAAUUGAAACUACGACACCUUAUACUGUUAGAGAAAUAUAUACUACGAGUUACGUGACUCUUUACAGUGAACCUUUAUUCGUUUCACCUAUCAUUACUAGUCCAAUUGCAUUAGUCACCGAUAAAUUAAUUACUUUACCUACAUUUAGUGCAAAAUUUGAAGAAAUCAGUAUAACUUCAGUUGCAACCCCCACGUGGCACACUACAGAAGAAACAUACAUAGCAACUUAUACAGAUAUUUAUGGCAAACCUUUAUUCACUUCAUCGGGAUUAGAGUUUACGAUCACUUUAUCGACUAUGGCUAUUAACACGAUUACACAGGUAAAAUACGAUGAGGAAAUAGAAAAAUUGAAAGAAGAAUUGCGCAAGAAGAAGCGCGAAUUAGAAGAGAGACAAAAGAUUUUGCUGGAAAGAGAGGAAAAAUUAGAGAGAGAUAUAAUGGAAUUCAACAAAUACAUAAAAGAAUUUGAAAAGAAAAAGGCAUCAAUUAUACCGUCUGAGAAAUCAACAAGUUUAUCAACGCCAAUACCGCCAACUGAAAGGACCACUAUAAAAGCUCAAUUAACAAUGGAGGUUAAAAGAAUAACUGAAAAGAAAGAAAAUCGGACGAUUACAAAGAUGGAAACUACUCAACAUAUAGAAAUAAAAGACAUGAAAGACAAGAAACAAACAAAGUAUAUUCAUGAAAAAACUGUCACACAGAAAGGAGAACAAAUAAUGACAAAACGAGUGUGUCUAAAUGUUUUAAAAAACACAACGGUUCCUUUCGAUAAAAUAAGAAGAGAUAUUGUAACCAAAAAGAUCUGUCUGCCGUACUUUUCUGAAAAAAAUGAAGAGAAGAAAUCAGUCGCUAGAUUAAGCAGAAGGCUUUUCGCUUUACCAAGUACGAAAAGAAUUAAAAGACCGAGAUGGAAUGUUCCAUCAUUUCGGUAUCGCAGAAGAAUAAAAGAGACUACUCGCAACAUUGACAAUCUGCAGUUGUCGCAUUAUGAAUGGCUGAGCAACAAUACCACUAAGCCACUGCAAUACUUUAAAGGUUUCACUAGAAUUUAUAGAAAAAUGAAGAAAUUUCCAAAAAAGGUUGUAAUGCAAAGCAAUUCGACUAACAAUUUUCAAGAUAGAGCUUUUCUAUAUAAGCAACAUAUUUUUAAUCAUAAAAAUAUCUUCCAACCGACUGCAACGUCCAUGUUGGAUAGUAAAAAAUAUGAAAAGAGAAAUGCAUUCAGAUACGAUUUUAUUUCUACAAAAAAAAGUGACUGUUCUAUUGACGACAAAGCAAGUGUCCAAAAAAGAAACGUUUCAUCGAUAGAGAACAAUAAACGGUUUUGGUCAAAGAAAAAUACAGCUAAUGUUUUAAAUCAAAAAGCAAUAACUGCAGCCGAAGAAGAUGAAGUUUAUACGGUAAACGUGUUACAUCUUAAUUACAAUGAGGAUAAACAAACGCAUGAAGUAAUAUUUGCUAAACCAGAUCAAGAUGAAUUAACAGCAAUUUUAUCUGAAUCAAAUGAUGAUAUUUAUGUAACUCAAUUUGGGAAAGAUAGAAAAAUUACCACGCUAAACUAUGAGAUUGAAGAGAAAAAUGAAGAUAACAAACUAUCAGAUAAAUUGGAGAAAAAAAUGGAAGAGUAUAAUGAUUACAUCGAGGAUUUGGUAGAAGAUUAUAUGAAUUAUGAAGAACAUGAAACAUCAACACGAAUACAUGAUGGAAGAUUGUUAGACAACAAAAAUAAGAAUAAAAUAAUGACAGAAGAAGAAAAAGAAUUAUUGAAUCAAGCGUGGCCCACUGAGAAAAGUACAAUGUAUCAUUUAGGCGGUACUAAAUUUUGGGAGCUCGAUUUUGUUACGGAACCAUCAGUUGUAUUACGUAUAACUGAUAAAAAUGAAACAAUUGAUGGGUCGAUCAUCAAAACGACCUGUUUUGAUGUUGUUCUUGAAAAUAAAAGUAAUGAUAAGAUACAAUCUAAUAUAUCUUAUUAUAAGCGCCACAUUAAUAGCAAUGGGAUGACGAAACAUGUUUCUAUUGAAAAACGAGAUGCUAGUUUUAAAAACAUAACGAGAAUGAAUGUAUUGAGUUACAAGUUAAGAACGAAGCAACUCAGGAUGGUAACAAAGAAAUUAAAACGCGAGUCGCAAAAGCACGGACCAAAUCAUUAUAAACGGGGAAGUUUCGAAAAAAAAAGUACAGUUAGAUUUAACAAUUUCCGGCGUACCAGCAGCAAAGAUUCGACAGCAAAAAAUCGCAAACUAUGCACUGUUAAUGCGAAUAAAUCGAAGCGUCAAAUUGUUAGACACAUAGAUAUAAACAAGCAGAAACAACUAGCAAAAUCGCGAACAUUACAAAAUUUACAUUCCCUUCAUAAUAAAAUCGUGAAUAAAAAAAAUGAAUAUCAUAAAACAACAACCGUCAAUCAAUAUCUUCAAAUCAAAAUAAGCUUCUCAUUAGACGAAAUUAAGAUACUUAAUUGCAGCGAAUAUAAAGAGAUCGAGGAUAAGAUAGUGAUCUCAAUGGAUUCCGAUACAGAGGAAGCUAGAGAAUUUCCCCAACCGCAUUACAACACCGAAUCGCUCAAGGGACAGAAAUAUAUUAAACUGGAAGAAUUAAAGGACAAUUUCAAAAGCAACUCGGAACUUGACAGCGAUAACGAUAUUAUCUCAUUACCCGGUCUUAAUCUCAAUUUACCCUGUAAUCAAGACAGCAAUGGUAUCACAUGGCUAUCAAGUGUUAGCAGACCGAGUUACACGUGGAAAAGAACGGACGGCAUUGCGCUCUUCGGUUUCGUAGCGGAAAACGGCGAUUUGGAAUUACGAAAUGUGAACGCAAAAGACACAGGGAAUUACACAUGUGUCAUGACAUACAUGAGUCCUGAUAACGAGGAAUCCGUGGAAACCACUUACGAGGUCCAUUUGCGAGUUGUCACGCUGCCGAGGUAUAUUCUGCACGGAGAAAAUCGUUAUCAUGUACGAUCUUGCGAUGAAGGAGACUUGGAUGUACUAGUAACAUAUCUACCCCGAAAAUUGAACAAUAUUAUAUGUGAGGCAGAUGUCUGCAAUGCUUACGUCUUAACGCCGUCUUGCUCCCGAAAUCAAAUUACAAUAAAUAUUCUGAUAGUGCCAUCGCAUAUCAUUAAACUAAUGAUGGUCGAUCCAAAACGCUGCAAUGUCUUCUGUCUUAAAACCAUUCAAGAUAAACUCUCGCUGAUACUAAGUAAAAAUCUGCAAAUCUUCUUAGGAAAGACUGUUAUUUUCAGAUUACCGCAUUACGAGCAGAGACUGGUGCCGAUCGUUGAAAAAUCGUCGUUCGCAAGACGGAAGAGAGGGAAAACCGAUGCAAACGUGUUCACCGGGAAGUCCAGUAAUAUCGGUUUAUUCUCCAGCUGUCCAGCGGGAUAUGGUCUUCGUGAUACACAUUGUGUUCCUUGUAACGUGGGCACUUAUAGCGAGGACGGAAUAUCGCACUGUAAAAGAUGCCCAUCCGGUACGUAUCAACCGUAUCACGGCGCCAGACUUUGUCGGACGUGUACUAAUCCAAUGACAAAAGGUUGUUACAAUAUGCUCUGGAAUUCUUUCUCUGCUGUAAUAGUAACUCUGGCGAGUAUUGGCGCGAUACUGUCGAUAUGUUUGCUGUCAUUAUGGAUAAUUUGUUGCGUUAAGAAGAAAUUCCGCAUAAAGCGAAUAGCUGAUCUUAUUGCCAGAGAAAAUAAAUUUAAAGGAGAGAAACAUAUGAAGGAGCAACCAUUGAUUAAGAAUACAAGUGAAAAUGAAGAACAGCAAUGGGAUAGCGAGUACAAAAUCAAGAAAAAGAAAGGAAAGUUCUAUUUAUACGAAGAUGAAUGGGAAUCACAUCCUAUAAAGAAUGUCCCAAUAAGUAGUCCAGACUUUUAUCGAUCUCAUGAAGAUUAUAACAAUCAUUAUUCAAAGAGGUUGUGUCAUAAAGGACCGCGCUUGCCAGAAUGUGAUUUUGAUACAUGACAAAAAACACAC